CCGCCGCCGCCGCCGCCCCGGGCCGCCCAUGGCCCCCUGAGCCGCCGCGGCGCCGGCCCCGCGCGGCCAUGAAGCCGCUGGAGAAGUUGCUGAAGAAGCCGGGCUCGCACCUGGCCGCCCGCGCCGCCGCCCCGGGGCCGCCGGGGCCGGGGCCGGGGCCGGGGCCGGGGCCGGGGCCGGGGCCGGGGCCGCGGCGGCAGAGCCUGUCGCGGCCGCCCGCCUCCCCCGAGGAGCCGCCGGGGCCGCGGUCGGGCGAGGGGCGCUGGCUGGAGCUGCGGCCGCCCGAGGCGCCGCCGCGCUCGCCGCCGCCGCCGCUCUCCUCCGAGGAGCUGUCGCUGUCGCUGUCGCCGUCGCCGUCGCCGUCCCCGGGCGGCGGCGGCGAGCGGGAGCCGCCGAGCCCCGAGCCGCCGCCCGCUGCCUGCUGCUGGCCGCCGGCCCCCCCCGCGCCCCCCGAGCGGCUGCUGGCCGCGCUGCUGGAGCGACUGGCGGCGGGCGGCGCGCACGGCCGCGGCUGCGGAGCAGACUCGCUGCUCGACGACGUGGUGCUCACGCACUCGCUCUUCCUCCCCACCGAGCGCUUCCUGCAGCAGCUGCACCAGCACUUCGUGCUGGCGGCGGGCGGCCUGGCACCGGGCCGGGAGGAGGGCGCGGGGCUGCGGCGCAAGCGGGCCGUGCUCGCCGUCCUGCUCCAUUUCCUGGAGACCUACAAGGGGCUGCUGCAGGAGGAGGAGAGCGCUGGCGCGGUCAUCAAGGAGCUCUACCUGCUCAUCAUGAAGGACGCGUCCCUCCGCCGCGACCGGGAGGACCAGAUCCUGCAGCUGCACCAGCUGGUGGAGACCGUGGAGCUGAAGGUGGCCGACGAGACGCCCCCCCCGAACAAGCAGGUGAAGCCGCUGUUCCGGCACUUCCGCCGCAUCGACGCGUGCCUGCAGACGCGGGUGGCUUUCCGGGGCUCCGACGAGAUCUUCUGCCGCGUCUACAUGCCCGACCACUCGUACGUGACCAUCCGCAGCCGCCUCUCGGCCUCGGUGCAGGACAUCCUGGCCUCGGUGACGGAGAAGCUGCAGUACUCGGAGGAGCGGGGCGCCCGCGAGGACGCCCUGCUCCUCGUCGCCGUGGCCUCGUCCGGAGAGAAGGCCGUGCUGCAGCCCAGCGAGGAGUGCGUCUUCACCGCGCUGGGCAUCAACAGCCACCUCUUCGCCUGCACCCGGGACACCUUCGAGUCGCUGGUGCCGCUGCCCGAGGAGGUCCAGGUGGUGCCGGGGGACACGGAGAUGCACCGCGCCGAGCCCGAGGAGGUGGCCAACCACCUCACCGCCUUCCACUGGGAGCUCUUCCGCUGCAUCCACGAGCUGGAGUUCGUGGACUACGUCUUCCACGGGGAGCGGGGCCGCCGGGAGACGGCCAACCUGGAGCUGAUGCUGCAGCGCUGCAGCGAGGUGCAGCACUGGGUGGGCACCGAGCUGCUGCUCUGCGAGUCGCUGGGCAAGCGGGCCCACCUGCUCAAGAAGCUCAUCAAGAUCGCGGCCAUAUGCAAGCAGAACCAGGACAUGCUCUCCUUCUACGCCGUCGUCAUCGGCCUCAACAACGCCGCCGUCAGCCGCCUGCGCCUCACCUGGGAGAAGCUCCCGGGGAAGUUCAAGAACCUGUUUCGGAAGUUCGAGAACCUGACGGACCCCUGCAGGAACCACAAGACCUACCGGGAGGUGCUGGCCAAGAUGAAGCCCCCCCUCAUCCCCUUCGUGCCGCUCAUCCUCAAGGAUCUCACCUUCCUGCACGAGGGCAGCAAGACCCUCCUGGACGGGCUGGUCAACAUGGAGAAGCUGCACUGCAUCGCCGAGAAAGUGAGGACGAUCCGCAAGUACCGGAGCCGCCCGCUGUGCCUGGAGCUGGAGGCCUCCCCGAGCCAGCUGCAGACCAAGGCCUACGUGCGCCAGCUGCGGGUCAUCGACAACCAGAACCUGCUCUUCGAGCUCUCCUACAAGCUGGAGCCCAGCGGCCAGUGAGCGCGGGGGGGGGCCCGGCCCGGCCCCCCAGCACUGACGCACUUUGCCCAGGGGCCGCGGGGAGCCCGGGGGGGGGGGGGGGAACGCACCCCGCCGUGGGGCGGCUCUGCCCCCCUCCCCGUAUUUUUCUACGUGUCCCUCGGCCCCGCUGCCUGCCGCGGCCCCCCCAGAAUGUAUAUAUUUUGUACCAAA
Messenger RNA from Dromaius novaehollandiae (emu), 2198 nucleotides. It is a transcript of the gene RAPGEFL1, whose product is annotated as Rap guanine nucleotide exchange factor like 1. The coding region runs from base 69 to 2006 and encodes 645 amino acids. Gene Ontology annotation, cellular component: plasma membrane. The record is from RefSeq and is a predicted model, not a curated record. Gene Ontology annotation, molecular function: guanyl-nucleotide exchange factor activity. Gene Ontology annotation, biological process: positive regulation of GTPase activity; Ras protein signal transduction. The transcript has 15 exons. Lineage: Eukaryota; Metazoa; Chordata; Aves; Casuariiformes; Dromaiidae.